This is a messenger RNA of Leptosomus discolor (cuckoo roller), 291 nucleotides long. NCBI's taxonomy places the organism in Eukaryota, Metazoa, Chordata, Aves, Leptosomiformes, Leptosomidae. The record is from RefSeq and is a predicted model, not a curated record.
AAUGGGCGCUGCAAUGUGCAACAUGGGAACCUGGGCGGCGAGAGCAGCCGCUACCUCUCUGACCUCUUCACCACACUGGUGGACCUCAAGUGGCGCUGGAACCUGCUCAUCUUCAUGCUGACCUACACAGUCGCCUGGCUUGUCAUGGCCUCAAUGUGGUGGGGCAUCGCCUACCUGCGAGGUGACCUGCACCGGGUGCAUGAUGACACCUACGAUCCGUGCGUGGCCAACGUGUACAACUUUCCUUCUGCCUUCCUCUUCUUCAUAGAGACCGAGGCCACCAUUGGCUAA